UUACGAAUGUUACAGCAAAUACACUGAUUGAGACAUAAACAAUGCCUGGAAAGGGACUCGCUGCUUCUGAAUUACUUGAUGAGAAACACCGCAUAUCAUCGACGGUUUAAUGUAUGAUUUUCACAUCAUAAAUGUUGCUUUAAGAUGGAACACGUAAUUUUUCACGUUUUUUCAGAGGGAGAUAAGGAGACUAGACUCAUCUGACCAGUGUGCAGCAUUUAUUUGACAAUCAUAACGUCAGACAGGGAUUGUCACCAUUACUGGAUUGUCAACGUUUUCUUGGAUACAUUACUGCAGCUAUUGUUAUUUCAAGCUAAAUAAAUAUUUCGAGGUCUAAUUACUAGGAAACUGGCAGGACAUUUCGUAAUGAUAUAAAACAGAAAGGAAGGAUGGAUUAACAAAAAAACAACAACCUCGGUCUACUGCUGCCGUUUUCCUUCUGGUGGAUUGAGUAUACUUUUCGUUUGAAGAAAUAAGAAAACGUUUAACAUUGACAUAUGGAAUUGACUUUUUGUUUGCGAGACCAUCGACUCCUGCUGUCCACCUUGGGUUACCCGACCAAAGAGCAAUAUUUUAUUUUGCAGUCUGAUGUUAUUUGGAAAGUGAAACAAGGAUUAAACAUUCCAGUCACAGUUGCCUGUUGUGUGUGUGGCAGGCUACAUUGUGAGGGGGACGGUGGUGGUAAGAAAGAAAGCUAUUAAUAGCUCAUGCAAUUCUAGAAAACUAUCACAACUGGUGCAUUAGCUUGUGCGGCUGGGAAUCGAAUUUAGAUUUCUUGCAUGCGAUUCGCAGCUGACUGGUCUCCAACACCUAAACGGUCGAUUUCGUGUUCAAUUAGGGGAUAAUAAACGCGUAAUAAACUACAGUGUUUUUCUAGAAGUUCUCGGACUAAGCACUCGUUUUGAUGGGGUUUUACGCGCUGGAAGAAAAUAAUAGAUCGACUUCACAUGGAUUACACUAUUAUACAUAUAUGUACAUUUUUUAAAAUUAAUUAUUAAAGUAGGGCUACCAUCAGAAAGACUGGAAUGGAAACGGAUUGACAUUUCUCUCCAUGGAUUAAGACACGGAUACAUUUUAGCCUAGCCUACCUGCUUUCUGCGUUUGACAAUGAUCAGGUUUGGAUCGCCUGAGCUGGACUGUAACAAUGUUCUGAUCUGCGAACCCACUUGGAUGUACGAAAAGAAACCAUUAGUUUGGUAUACAGUCAACGCGGGUUAUUGAUACAUUUGGAAUUCUUUCUUUGUUGACAAAAUAAUUGGGCUACUUGAGGUUAGCUGUUGAUCUGUUAGACAAUUUCCCGUGUUUUGGCGGUGGCGUGGCAGACUUGUGAGGGAACCGACUUGUCACCACUGCUCGGUUUUGAUACCGAUCAAGGAUUUCGAAAUGCCCUGCACUGACGACCCGAUCGGCGGACGAUUAUGACUACAGCAGCGAAUUGGGUGGCUAACGGGGCAAGCCUUGAAGACUGCCACUCCAACCUCUUCUCUCUGGCGGAGCUGACGGGCAUCAAAUGGCGGUGCUACAGCUUCCGCGGCGGUGGCGAGUACGGACCGGUGAUCUCAGCGCCGGCACAGGAUGACCCGGUGCUGCGCAGCUUCAUACGCUGUGUGCAGGCCAACCUGCUGUGUGUGUGGCGCCGCAAAGUCAAGCCUGACGCCAAGGAGCUGUGGAUCUUCUGGUGGGGCGAUGAGCCCAACCUCUCCGACGUCAUCCAUCACGAGCUGGAAGUGGCUGAGGAGGGACUAUGGGAGUGUGGGCUGUCAUAUGAAUGCCGGACCCUCCUGUUCAAGGCCAUUCACAACCUGCUGGAGAGGUGUCUGAUGGACAAGGACUUUGUGCGGAUUGGGAAGUGGUUUGUCAAGCCAUACGAGCUGGAGGAGAAGCAUAUGGGCACCAGUGAGCACCUGUCGUGCUCCUUCACCUUCUUCCUGCAUGGGGAGAGUAACGUGUGCACCAGUGUAGAAGUCGCCCAGCACCAGCCUACCUACCACAUCACUGACGACCACACCCGCCUGGCCCAGAUCUCCUCAGCCCCUGUACAAGUGAUCCUGAGUCCGUACGGUCUGGCAGGCUCCCUGACUGGCCAAGCCUAUAAGAUGAGUGACCCAGCUGUAAGAAAACUGAUGGAGGAGUGGAGCUACUUCUACCCCAUGGUGCUUCAGCGCCACAGAGAAGGGGGCGCAGGCACGGGGGGCAUGGGCGCCGAGAGGGAGGGCACUGACCGACCAUAUGACCCACACAGCCAUGUGGCCGUUGAGGUCAUCGUAGGUGGUGUGAGGAUGAUCUACCCAGCAGCGUUUGUGCUGGUUGCCCAAGGCGACCUGCCUGUGGAGGAGCCCCCACCUGCACCGGGAGCCCAGGGGGGCAGCAGAGACCCAUCUCACUGCAGCAUUCCCCUCACACCCCCCACUUCACCUGAACAGCCCUGCUCAGCGGACAGUGGCUUUGUGACAACGGUGUCCAGCGUCCUCCCUGCCCAGGAGAGUGCCAUGGGGGUCACCAACAGCCCAAAGCAUUCUGGGAAGAAACUGACCAAUCAGGUGGUGCAUCAGGCGUGGAAGGAGUGUUAUCUUAACCAACUGCAACACAAAUGCAGUGGGCCCAGUAGCGUGACGCCAAAGAAGGAGGCGCCAAAUGGGGUGCCCACCUGGGACUUCACCGACCCAGAGGAGAGGGCACCAUGCAGCUGCUCCAGGUUAAAGCAGCAGAAACAGCAGCAGCAGACCAACACCUCCUCUGCCAACCCUCCGUCUGGUGCCAACCCAACCCCCUCCUCUGGCCCGGCCCUCCCCCCUCCCUCCCUGCCCAAGCACAAGGCCACGGACAAACCCGAGAAAGCCGACAAACAGCCGAAGAGAGCCGCCGCCAUGACCCCCUUCCACCACCGCCUCUCUGUGGGCCAGGAGGCCUGCCUGGAACAAGACUCAUCUGGAGGGUCCCAGCUCGGCCUAGUCAGCCUGGACCCUCCCCUGGAUCCCAUGCCCAGCUGCAAGUACCCCAAGCCCCUCUCCGCCGGCAGAAAAGCUCCAGAGUCCCUGCUCCACUCCCCUGUCUCCCCAUUACCCCCCACGCUCAGCCCCCAUCCACGGGGGGGACAAGACCCUGAGGUACUGGACACCUCUGUGGGCAUGGCCCCCUGUCCGGAUGGGGCAUCAGGGAUGGGGGGGAUGGAACCCAGUGAGACGGCUCUGUAUGCAGCCCCUCUGGGGCCCAGGGAGAGGGAGGCUGGGGCAGGCUGGUGGAGGGGCUUCAGGACUCCCAGGGCUGAUAAGGCUGAGUUCAGGCCUCCAGAGCUCCCCAGUGACAGAGUGGAAGUAAAGACAGAGACGCAGGCCACUGAGGGAGUUGCACUGAAGAGACUAUUCAUGCAGACACAGAAGCGCUUCAAGAUCUCGGAGGAGUGUGUUAGGGCCCACAUCCAGACCCUGGGUCUCCUGCAUCAGCCUGGGGACCCCGGGGAUGACCCCUACGACUUCAAGGAGGGAGACAUCGAGUACAGCUUCCCCACCUCCAAGAGACUGAAGGGCCAGGGCAGAGACCCCAGCAAAAGAGGCCCCAAAGGAGAGGAGAUCAGCAACGGUGCACUGCCUGAUGGGAAAGACGCCAUGUCCAUCUUUAGCUCUGCUCCCAAAGCUGAUGAUGACUCACCGCAGGAUGAUGAUGCGGCGGCCAAAGCCCAAAACCCUUCUCUAACCAGGGAGACUGAUCUGGUGGUCCUCAUCUCAGACCUGGAGAACAUCUUCGACGAGGAUGAGGAGGAACUUAGGACUGCUUGCCCCAACCAGCACACAGCCAGGGUCCUGGUAUCAGGAAGUGAAGAUCGGAGGGAAGGGAGGGUGGCUGUGCCCUAUCCUUCAACAGCAGCAGACCUCCAGCGGAUGUUUCCCACACCCCCUUCCCUGGAGCAGCACCCGGCCUUCUCCCCCAUCAUGACAUACCGCGACACCCCCAGCCAGGAGCCCCCAGCCCCCUCGGUGGGCUCCGACCACCCCCUGGGCCCCCUGUCCUCCACCCAGCUCCAGGAGUACCGGAUGGAGGUGGAAGAGGGCAUGGCCAGUCCCAAACCUGAGGACAUCAAGGACUUCUCAUUUGUGUACCGUGUCCCCUCCGUCCAGCCACAGAUGGGCUGCUCCAUGUUUGCUCCGCUGCGGACCCUCCCCAGCCAGUGUCUGCCCCCCCUCAAGUUGCCUGACCAGUGUUACUACCGGCCUUCCUGGGCCCUGUUGCCCAAGAUGGAGCACUACUCCUCCCUGCCGCCCUCUCAUCACACCCCAUUCAUCAGAGAUGGAUAUGUCAACAUCCCCAGUGUUGGGGACCAGGAGUAUGCCCAGUUGAGUGCCAGCGCUCUCUCCGUGGGCACCACCGGUGGCAUCCUCCCCUCACCCUCCCCUGCCACCCCCCGCUUUUCUGUCCCCACCCCUCGUACCCCCCGCACCCCCAGAGGCGUUGGCACGGCCAGCGGGCAGGGCUCGGUGAAGCAGGAGGGCACCGGGACAGAGCUGAGCUCCCCUACCUCCACGCCUUCCACCAGCCUGCCUAUGAGCUCCGUAGCUGAGCCCCAUAUGUCCAGCCCCCCAAUACCCGAGGCCCACAGCCUGUACGCCGCCCUGCUUCUCUCUGACUCAGUCCUCAAUGUCUUCAAAGACCGCAACUUUGACAGCUGCUGCAUCUGCGCCUGCAACAUGAAUGUGAAGGGCGCCGACGUGGGUGUGUACAUCCCCGACUCCACGCUUGAGGACCAGUACCGCUGCAUGUGCGGCUUCAGCGCCAUCGUCAACCGCCGGCUGGCCCACGGCACGGGCCUCUUCCUGGAGGACGAGCUGGACAUCUUCGGGAGGGGCUCAGAGGUGGGCCAGGCGGCUGAGAGGAGACUGGCGCUCUGCCGCAGAGACCCACCCAUGGGAGACCCCCGGGCUAAGCGCCCCCAGGACUCCUCCCCUGCCCCUUCCUCUGUUAUGGUGCUCCUCCAGCAGCAGUGCUCCCAGCCCAUCUCCUCCCUGGCCUCCAUGCACCUCCCUCCUUCCUGCUCCUGCCACGGCCGCCAGGGGGCCCUGCUCCAUAGCUGGAUGGCUGACAAGCAGUGGGCGGAUGGCAGUGAUGCGUGUGUGGAGUGUUACAACGCGCUGGUACAGGGACAGCAGUAUGUGGAUAACCCCGCCGGAGGGAAAGUAGAUCCGGCUGUUGUGAGGAGCAGCGCUCUACAUUCCUGGCCUCACACCAAUAUGCUGGACAUCAGUAUGCUGUCAUCCCAGGACGUGGUGCGUAUGCUGCUGUCGCUGCAGCCCUACCUCCAGGACGCCAUCCAGAAGAAACGGAUGGGCCGGACCUGGGAGAACAUCCAGCACGUACAAGGACCGCUCACAUGGCAACAGUUCCACAAGAUGGCUGGACGGGGCUCCUACGGGUCCGAGGAGUCGCCAGAGCCUCUGCCUAUUCCCACCCUGUUGUUGGGCUACUACGACUACUAUGAUCGUAACUUCCUGGCGCUGUCGCCCCUGGCGCUGCCCUUCUGGGAGAAGCUGCUGUUGGAACCGUACGGGGGACAGAGAGACGUGGCCUUCCUGGUGCUCUGCCCCAACUCUGACACCCUGCUGGCUGGGGCACGGGUCUUCUUCCAGGAGCUCAGCGCUGUCUACGAGACAUGCCGGUUGGGGAAACACAGACCCCUGGCCAAGGUGUCCAGAGAUGGCCUGGUGCGUGUGGGGGCAGUGGACACAGAGACAGAAACAGAGAAGGAGAAAGAGAAGGAGAGGCAGGAGGAGGAGCAGAUAGACCAGUGGUUCACAGGGCCCUGGGCUGGACAGCAACACAUCGACAACCUCAGAAAACUUAAACUCUAUGCCCGAGCCUGCAGAAGGCAGCUAGGUCCACAGUUGUCUGCCCUGUCUUUGGACAGUAGUCUGUUUAUACCCCCCAAGCAUCAGCCUCCCUUAGCCCCUACGCCCUCCUCAGCCCAGCCUGCCCCCUCCUCCAGCCAGCCCCCCUCUGGCCCCGGGGCCCCUGCUGAGGGAGAACCAGCGGCAGCCCCUAGCUCAGGAAGCACCCCCACCCCCACGGCAGCAGCCUCGGACCAACCAGGCCCAGCAGAGAUUACCCAAGGAGGGGCCGCUGAGGCCAAGACUACCCCCAAUGCCACACCACCCCCACCCAGCCAGCCAGCAGAGACCCCUGAGAGUUUGGCAGAGCGGGAGCGAAUCGGCAUUCCCACGCUGGCGGACUCAGCCGAUAGCCACGCCCACCCCCCGGCCAUCGUGAUCUAUGUGGUGGACCCCUUCCUCUGCUCAGGCGGAUCGAGGGAUAGUGGAGGAGGUGGAGAGGAGGAGGAGGGAGAGGAGGUGGAGGCGGGCAGUGUGUGGUUACUAGGGCUGAUGCGUUGCUACACAGAGAUGCUAAAGACAUUGCCGGAGAGCAUGAGACCAGCUCUGGUGUUACAGGUGGUGCCUUGUCAGUACCUGCUCCAGCCAGCCAGUGGUGAGAGCCCUCUGUACCUGCAGCACCUGCGCUCCCUGGCCUUCUCAGCCUACUCUCAGUGCAGACGCCUCCUACCCACAAAGACACACAUCAAGUCUCUGACCGGUUUCGGCCCCGCCUCCACCCUAGAAUCUGUGCUUAAGAGCCCAGAGCACCCCAGCCCUCUACAGGGCUACUCUCCCCCGUACAUUCUGGGUCCUACCCGUGCCAAGAUGCCGGAGCCAGGGGAGGUGUGGGCAGAGAUCCCUCCUAGGUACAACGUGCUGUUUGUGGGCUACUGCCUGUCCCACGACCAGCGCUGGAUCCUGGUCUCCUGUACCGACCAACAGGGAGAGCUACUGGAGACCUGCAUCAUCAACAUUGACGUGCCCAACAGAGUGCGGCGGCCCAAGGUCUCGGCCAGGAAGAUGGGGCUGCAGAAGUUAUGGGACUGGUGUGUCGGCAUCAUCCAGAUGACCUCACUGCCCUGGAGGAUCGUGAUUGGUCGGCUGGGCAGACUAGGACACGGGGAACUGAAAGACUGGAGCGUUCUCCUGGGGGAGCACUCCCUCCACUCCAUCAGUCGCCAGCUGAAGGAGGCGUGUCGUAUGUGCGGCAUCUCCUCCGCGGACUCCCCCUCCAUCCUCAGCGCCUGCCUGGUUGCCAUGGAGCCCCAGGGUUCCAUCGUGGUGAUGCCAGAUGCGGUUACAAUGGGCUCGGUGUUUGGUCGCAGCACGGCCCUCAACCUGCAGACGUCCCAGCUGAACACCCCUCAGGAUGCUUCCUGUACCCACAUCCUGGUAUUCCCCACCUCCGCCACCACCCAGCUGGCCGCCAGCUCCUACCCCACAGAGGACAACGCCGAUGACAUGUUCGACCUGCCUUUCCCUGAUGAGCUGGAGAAUGACAUAGGACAUGACAUUCUCAACCUUCACCCUUCCCCCAACACCUCCCCAGUACCCUCCCCUGGCUCCCCCUCUGGCAUGGGGGGAAGCUCACAUUUCCAGCAUAACAGGAGUCAGGGAGAGAGGCUUCUGUCCAGGGAGAACCCUCCGGAGGAGCUGAAGCAGCAGCCUUUAGCCCUUGGAUACUACGUCUCCACUGCCCAGGCCGACAGCCUGCCUCACUGGUUCUGGGCCUCCUGCCCUCAGGCUCAGAACCAGUGUCCACUCUUCCUCAAGGCAUCGCUACACCAUCACAUCUCCAUCGCCACAGCCCAAUCAGACGAGCCCACUCAGACGAGCUCAGACAAGACCGCUAAGAGGACGCCUCACCCUCUGGACUCCAAGACCACCUCUGACGUGCUCAGGUUUGUGUUGGAGCAGUACAACGCCCUCUCGUGGCUGACGUGUAACCCUGCCACCCAGGACCGCCGCUCCUGCCUGCCCGUCCACCUGGCCGUGCUCACACAGAUGUACAAUGCCAUCCUCAACAUGCUCUAGCGAUGGGACUUACUGACAGACAGCUGAGGAAACUGAGUACUGGACAAUCCAUGGCCUCUGAGGUCAUGUGUGCCUGCCUGCCUGCCUGCAAUGCCUCUGCCUGGACACCAGAGAGCGCUGGAGGUCUGUUUUCUUUUAAUGAAUGAACGCAUGGGACGAGAUUUAUGGACCCCUUUUACACCUGGUGUUAUCAUGCGAUCUGUGAUCGAAUCGCGGCCAUAUUUCAGUGGAUUGAUGGCCAAAAUGGUGGCAGGAGAACAACAGAUGGUCCUUGGUUGGGAAAACAAACAAACGCCUAUGUACAGUACAGAGACUUUUGAACAUGAACAGUUUGGUCAGCCGUGAGACCAGCCUAGUGCAAUUCUUACCUUUAGAAAACAUCUCUUGUAAGAUGUGGUGAUGUGCCAACAACCAUUGUACGUUGAAAAGGCACAUACAGCCUGAGAGAGAAGAUGGAGAUAUCCAACUAUGCCCUUUUUAUUGUCAUAAUAGGACAUUUCAGUGUUACACUUGUCAUUAUCAGAUCAGCAUUGUUGUACAGGAGGACUUUCCACCCUGUUCCUGUGAGACUGAAGAUGUUUUGAAGCCAUGGAGAAGACAUGUUAAAGGGUGGACUAUGUGAAUUACAGUAUGGUCCUGCAUGAAGAAUUGGACCUUGUCCCUUACCAGCCAUGACAGUGAUACCUUGGGAGCUAUAAAAGCCAAAAUCAUGUAGGAUGGGAGCCUGGGAGUCACAUGCAUAAAAGUCCUGUAUCUGCCCCACACUGCACAACCAGGGAACCAAAUGACCACAGCAACACAGCAGCUUCUUACCUUCGAUUUGACACAUUUGUAUAGAACUGUGGUUGUAAUGACUCAAAAGUUUAGUAAUGAAAUUCAUACCAACAUUCAUAAGAGGGUGAAGAACACAACAAUUUCCUAUGAGGGGAAAAGCAUUUGAUAAUGACACUUUUUCCUUACUUUUGGAAGUGACAGUUGUAUUGCUGUAGAUAUGAACACACUGAAUACUAGUUGACAAAUCUUUAUAGUGUAAAAAAAAUAAUUUGCAAAGAAUUGAGACUUAUUUUUAAUAUUUAAAACAUAAUUUUGAACACAGAAAAAUGAUCAAGGCCCUUUCCAAAUUUAAUAUCAAUUGCCUUUGGGUCGGAAAUGGAAAUUGUCCUUUUAAAGGAAAUUGUAACAAAAAUUGUUAAAAUGCCAUAUUUAUAUAUAGUAUAUAAUGCAUAUAAAUUCAAAUAUAUAUAUGUAUAUAAAUAUAUAUAUAUAUAUUACCUCUCUAAAACAACCACAUGAUGGUGAUGGUGGUGGGGGUUUAUACAUAACUUUCUUUUUGAAGAGGCAACAUAUACAUCUUUUAUUAAAGACAAUGCAUUUUAGUUCUAUACUUUUAAACUUUUUCAAUUAUUGAAAUGUUGACUUUUAGCCUUUUUAUUGAAUCCGUUUCAGUUAAGGUUCUCAAUACUGCAAAGAUAUAUUUAUAAAGUGUCUCUCUUCUCCUGCUAAAUAAACUUGAAAUAGGCAAUAGACUUCAAUGUUAUGUAUUUGAGAGUUACUUGGGUGUUGUAUAUUUAACUAAUAUGCUUUACUUCAGUGGUGGUCCCAAAUGAUGUCAAGCAAACCAUCAGAAAAGCCUAUUCCUUGAGCCCCUCCACUCAAAUAGCCCUGCUAUUUGUACAAUUCCUAGCAUGUUUGUAUACAAUUUUCAGCUGUGUUUUGGGAAUUUCUCAAGGCUGUACAUUUCACGCCGGUUUGAUUUACUUUAUAUUAAGUGAUUCCUAUUAAGUAUUUUCAAAUAUAAAUAUAUGCAUAUGAAGUCUCAUUCAAACACAGCCAAGGGUGUAAUGCCAAUACUUGUACACUAAAGUACAAAAGAGGACAAGUUUGCAAAUUUGUUACAUCUGCCAUCACUUUGAAUAUGAGACAGAUCAAUCUCGGAGAAGAGAUCUGUGACUUUUACACUCUUUUUUUAGUAAAUUAUUAAAACUCUUGACAAAUAAA
Molecule: messenger RNA, 9890 nt
Organism: Oncorhynchus kisutch (coho salmon)
Lineage: Eukaryota; Metazoa; Chordata; Actinopteri; Salmoniformes; Salmonidae
Product: mediator of RNA polymerase II transcription subunit 13-like
Exons: 31
Coding region: 1419-7892 (2157 amino acids)
Biological process (GO): regulation of transcription by RNA polymerase II
Cellular component (GO): mediator complex
Molecular function (GO): transcription coregulator activity
Source: RefSeq, a predicted model, not a curated record